CUUGUGGGGUGACUAAACCGUUGUCCACUCUGUCAGCGUCAAAUUAUUGUUAACGUGGACAAAAGCAAAAAAACCAGAGAUAGGACAAUCUGAAGAGGUCGAGUUCUCUGAAUUGCAUUUACGAAUGGAUAUGUGUGUGAAAGGAAAUUAAGUACCCCCAGUGAGAAGAAAUAUUCGUACAAUAUCAGUAGGAGGUCUAUGAUAUCACAGCAUACGGGAACAAUCGUUUGUUUUUAAUACCUCAAAAGGAUCAACAAUUUGGAAAAGUGCCCCACUAUUGUUGCAUGCAUUGAGAGUUACCGAGGAAUUUGUUUACUGACGGAAAAGUGGAAUAUCAAGUGUUCUGAAUGGAUCAUGACCUAACCUAUAAAACUCUACUCAAUAGUAUUAUUCCAAAUAAAAUUUUCAACGAUAUGGCUUGCGAGGCAUGUUCGGCAAAAUUUACAUUAUUUAAACGAAAAAGACAAUGCAAAGAUUGCCUGCGAUUCUACUGCACAGACUGUGUGAUACGACGUCGAGAUAGAGUUUUGAGCUGUGAUAACUGCAGUAUGCUCUCUCGGAGACCAUUAAUCAAAUCUCAAGUGUUAAAGAUGAAGUCGAAAGAUCUCAAACAGUAUCUCAUUGCAAAAAAAGUAUCACUAAGGGGAUGUGUAGUGGCACUUAUCCUAGUUUACCAGAUUGCCAUGGAAAUAUUUUAUAAUUUUUUCGAUUGUGAGAAGGAAGAUUUAAUCAAUAUUUUAAUGAUAUACGCAAAUGGAGCUGACAGCCAAAUGAACAACGAUACGACUGAAAAUAUUCCAAAUAACCAACGAACAAGACAAAGAGCGAAUUCUCUUCCUGAUUCACCACUAAGACGCUCAAGGAGUCCUCCAGUAGUAGUUCGGGAAGUCAUUGAAAGUCCAGACGAGGAACCACCUCCUUCAUCAUCUCCAAGGACGCAUGCAGACAUUGAUAUCAUAGAAAUUUCAUCCGAAGAUGAGCAGAAUUUGACGGAGGGCCCUGAACCAAUUGUGACUGAGCAUGAUCACAACGAGGAGACAGAAACUAACGAACCCACCAGUCCUGAAAGCUCCAAAGAGUCACGCGACGACGGGGUUUCACAAAGUUGCACAGAAAUUCCCACGUGGACAGGAACGGUUAAAAUUACGGAUAUCAACGUACGUUCAGAUCUAGAGUAUUUGAAUGUAAAACAGUUGAAAGAUCUUCUCAGAAGAAAUCGUGUGGAUUUUCGUGGAUGUGUGGAAAGAUCGGAGUUGUUGGACAGAGCAUCAAGACUCUGGGACGCGCACAAACAGUCACGUGAAGAUUCUACAGGUGCAGAUACAAAUGCUGCCGACGGUCCCUAUGAAGAAAGUUUAUGCAAAAUCUGCUGGGAUUCUCCCAUCGAAUGUGUAAUUCUGGAGUGCGGACAUAUGGCCUGUUGCAUAGAGUGCGGAAAACAAAUGAGUGAAUGUCCGAUCUGCCGUCAAUAUGUUGUGAGAGUUGUUAGAUUUUUCAAGGCAUAAAAGUAAAAUCAUUACAAAUGUAAAAGAGUUGCGAUAUACAACAAUCGUACUGUCAUUAGAUAUUGAAAAGAGAUUCGUAAAAAAGCAAAUUGUACAUCAACGGUAACGAACAGUGAGAUUCUCUUUUAACAUUAUUUUGUCACAAUGAAAAGUGUUUGUUGGUUAAUGGUAUUCUUUUCACUUUCUUCUAGAAAAACUUGUUUAUUUUAAAAAAAUUAUUUUGUUUCUCGGUGUUUCAUCGAUCAAUGUGAUUGAACUGGUCUGUAACGACAUAUCGAAGUACUAAAAAAUUGUCAACGAAAGAUGGAUAUAAUGUUAUAAGAAAAUAAAAUUAUUUAUCGAUAA
Molecule: messenger RNA, 1850 nt
Organism: Diachasmimorpha longicaudata
Lineage: Eukaryota; Metazoa; Arthropoda; Insecta; Hymenoptera; Braconidae
Product: E3 ubiquitin-protein ligase RNF34
Exons: 7
Coding region: 348-1505 (385 amino acids)
Biological process (GO): proteasome-mediated ubiquitin-dependent protein catabolic process; negative regulation of extrinsic apoptotic signaling pathway via death domain receptors; protein K48-linked ubiquitination
Cellular component (GO): cytoplasm; plasma membrane
Molecular function (GO): ubiquitin protein ligase activity
Source: RefSeq, a predicted model, not a curated record